AUGCUUGGUAAACUUUUGAUCGCGCUCAGCGCGACGGCGCCUGCGCUCGCGCAGAAGGCGGGGUCGUUUGUGGAGGCUGGUAGUACGCAGGUCAGCGCUAUGAUGAUGUUCCUCGGGAACGAGGAGAAGGUGUACAUCCUCGACAAGUCUGAGGGCAACGCCGCUCAAAUCAACGGCCACCCCGCCUGGGCCUCGGUAUGGGACAUCAACACGCACCAGACCGAGCUCAUGGAGAUCUACACCAACUCCUUCUGUGCUUCCGGCAUGCACCUCCCCAAUGGCUCUUUCGUCACCUUCGGCGGAAACAGCGCUGUCGGCGUCGGCGGCGCAACCAGCACCGACGGUGGUAUCCACGACACCGCAUACGGCGCCUACGACGGCCGCAAGGCCAUCCGCGUCAUCAACCCGUGCACAAGCAGCGAUGACUUCUCCAGUACCAACUGCCAGUGGUACGACAACCCGUCCGUGCUCUCCAUGCAGAAGAUGCGGUGGUACUCCGCGGCCGAGGCGCUCCCCAACGGCACGGUCGCCAUGAUCGGCGGCUUCACGAGCGGCGGAUACGUCAACAGGAACACGCCCAACGAUGAUCCGGCUUACGAGGGCGGAGGCGCGGAGCCGACGUACGAGUUCUAUCCAAGCAACGGGCAGACGCCGCAGGUUUUGGAUUUCAUGGUCAAGACGUCGGGAUUGAACUCGUAUGCUCACUCGUAUUUGAUGCCUUCCGGGAAGAUGCUCCUCCAGGCCAACCACUCAACCACCCUCUGGGAUUACGAGACCAACGAGGAGACGCCCCUCCCUGACAUGCCCAACAACGUCGUCCGCGUAUACCCCGCUUCUGGAGCUGCUGCGAUGAUGCCUCUUACCCCCGAGAACAACUGGACGCCUACUAUCCUCUUUUGCGGCGGCAGCGACAUGCCCGAUGAAUACUACGGCAACUACUCCUGGCCUCACUACAACACCUGGACACACCCCGCCUCCAAGGACUGCCAGCAACUCACACCUGAGCCUCAGGACGGCUCCACCCCCAAGUACGUCCAGGACGACUCGCUUCCUCAAGGCCGCACCAUGGGUCAGUUUAUCACCCUCCCCGAUGGCACCAUGCUCGUGAUCAACGGAGGCGCCAACGGCACCGCCGGCUAUGCCAACCGCACGCUCUACACCGAGACGCUCGACGAGAUGCCCUUCUACCAGUCGCUCGCGUCCGACCCCGUCGGCCAGCCCGCGAUCUACAACCCCAAGGCGCCCGCUGGACAGCGAUGGAGCACCGCCGGGCUCGGCUCGAGCAGUAUCGCGCGGCUGUACCACUCGACCGCAAUCCUCCUGCCCGACGCGUCCGUGCUCAUCGCAGGCUCGAACCCGAACAUCGACGUCCAGACCGACGGCGUGCCCUACCCGACGCAAUACACCGCCGAGAUCUUCUACCCGCCCUACUUCUCCGCCUCCGUGCGGCCCUCGGUGUCCGGCGCGCCCACGACGCUCACGUACGGCGGCAAAGCGUUCGACCUCACCGUCGCCAAGGGCUCGUACGCGGGCGGCGCGAACGCGGCCGCGGCGAACACGACGGUCGUCCUCGCGCGCGGCGGGUUCACGACGCACGCGUACAACAUGGGCCAGCGCCAUCUGCAGCUGAACAGCACGUACAGCGUCAACGCCGACGGCUCGUUCGUCCUGCACGUCGCGCAGGUCCCGCCGAACCCGGCGCUGCUCACGCCCGGCCCCGCGCUGCUGUUCACCGUCGUGAACGGCAUCCCGAGCAACGGGACGAUGGUCCUCGUCGGCAACGGGCAGAUCGCCACGCAGCCGACCGAGGCUGUCGCCGCUCUCCCCGCGAGCCAGACGUCGAGCAACGGCGGGAGCUCCAGCGGUGGCGGCAGCGGCAAUGACAACGGCAGCGCAUCUUCGGCGGCGAUGGCCGGUGGAGCUGUCGUGGCAUCUGCGAUGGGCAUCGUCGCGUUCCUCACGUUCUUGUGA
Coniophora puteana RWD-64-598 SS2 is the source of this 1971-nucleotide messenger RNA. RefSeq lists its product as uncharacterized. Bases 1 to 1971 code for a protein of 656 amino acids. The record is from RefSeq and is a predicted model, not a curated record. The transcript has 4 exons. Lineage: Eukaryota; Fungi; Basidiomycota; Agaricomycetes; Boletales; Coniophoraceae.